Messenger RNA from Coccomyxa subellipsoidea C-169, 1651 nucleotides. RefSeq names its product ADP,ATP carrier protein. The coding region runs from base 1 to 957 and encodes 318 amino acids. Gene Ontology annotation, cellular component: mitochondrial inner membrane. Gene Ontology annotation, molecular function: ATP:ADP antiporter activity. The record is from RefSeq and is a predicted model, not a curated record. Gene Ontology annotation, biological process: mitochondrial ATP transmembrane transport; mitochondrial ADP transmembrane transport. The transcript is spliced from 6 exons. Lineage: Eukaryota; Viridiplantae; Chlorophyta; Trebouxiophyceae; Coccomyxaceae.
AUGUUGUCGUCUCAGAUGUACAAGGAGUUGGGACUUGCCUCCCUGAUGCGCUCCUCCGCUCCCAGCCCAUACAAAUUUGCUGCUGACCUGGCAGCUGGAGGUGUGGCCGGCGGUGUCUCUAAGACAGCCGUGGCCCCCAUUGAGCGCGUGAAGCUCAUCCUGCAGACUCAGGACUCCAACCCCAGGAUCAAGUCCGGAGAGAUCCCUCCCUACACAGGCAUUAGCAACUGCUUCUCCCGCGUGGCAGCAGAGCAGGGCGUCGCCUCCUUCUGGCGUGGCAACCUGGCCAAUGUCAUCCGGUACUUCCCCACACAGGCCUUCAACUUCGCCUUCAAGGACACCAUCAAGAACAUGUUCCCCAAGGCCAACCCCAAGACCGAUUUCUGGAAGUUCUUCGCCAUCAACAUGGCCUCGGGUGGCCUGGCUGGUGCCGGAUCGCUGCUGAUCGUGUACCCGCUGGACUUCGCGCGUACCCGCCUGGCCGCCGAUUUGGGCAAGACCGGUGCGCGCGAGUUCACCGGCCUCCUGGACUGCCUCAGCAAGGUCGUCAAGCGCGGCGGCAUGAUCUCCCUCUACCAGGGCUUCGGCGUCUCCGUGCAGGGUAUCAUCGUGUACCGCGGAGCCUACUUUGGUCUGUACGACACAGCCAAGGGAGUGCUGUUCAAGGACGAGAAGACCGCCAACUUCUUCGCCAAGUGGGCUGUGGCUCAGGCUGUCACUGCUGCUGCCGGUGUCAUGUCCUACCCCUUCGACACUGUCCGCCGUCGUCUCAUGAUGCAGUCCGGUGGCGCUAAGCACUACAACGGCACCAUCGACGCGUGGGGCAAGAUCUACAGGGAGGAGGGAGGCAAGGCCUUCUUCAAGGGAGCCUGGUCCAACGUGCUGCGCGGAGCCGGCGGCGCCCUCGUGCUGGUCAUCUACGACGAGUUCAAGAAGAUCAUCGACGCAAACCUCUAGAUUUCCCCCCUCAAACGCCGCGGCGCCGCCGCUGCCGACGACCACUCCCACAUUACUUACAUCAACCCUUGCAGCAGCUGCCGGUGGGCGUGUGAGUCUCUGGUUGCAGCCUGCUAUGGGCUUUAGUACUCUGGGCUGAGCACGGCUGUGCUGGGGGCUUGACCACUUUCUAAUGGCGAAGGGCAUCUGUUGCUUGGGAGUUAUAACAGCAGGGGUGCUCUGCCCUGGGCUGGUGUACUGACGAGUUCGGCAUUCUCCUGGAUUAAAGUGGGUACUGUAUCAGAAAGGUCCCGUACAGGCUGCCAGAAAUGGGUGGAAGUCCGGCAUAGUGAGGCAUUGGUGGGUGCCAGAAUUGGUUGUGCAAUCACUUUGUGUGCCACAUGGCUCCUGGACACUUGCAGAAUAUUGCGCGUCGCAGCACUGGGAAUGACCGCCCUUCCUUGCGUCCAUCGCUCAGCAGAUUCAAAUUAUUUUACGUCACCGUCUCUGGAUUGUUCGCGUGUUGGGAGAAUGUGCAGAUUUUGCCACUGAUUUGGAGGAUGUAGGCUUCCGAUGAGUCAUUUAUUGGUACAACUUGCUUGGUAUGGGUCGGUAAAUUCAUUAAUACAGACACAGAAGUCUUCUGAGUGCGCCACCAUGGGCCGGAGGAGCUAUGUGAUGACACAUCUAUGUAAAAGUAUGCCUCCGAGGUAUC